Molecule: messenger RNA, 1404 nt
Organism: Phragmites australis (common reed)
Lineage: Eukaryota; Viridiplantae; Streptophyta; Magnoliopsida; Poales; Poaceae
Exons: 5
Coding region: 227-1063 (278 amino acids)
Molecular function (GO): ubiquitin binding
Source: RefSeq, a predicted model, not a curated record
ACCUCUCUCUCUCUCUCUCGGUGGUCAUUCCUCCUUUCUCUUUCUCUCUCUUCGCCGAGUGGAGUCGUCUCCUCUCUCCAACCUUCCUUUUCGAACCCAUCCCGCAUCUGCGCCGCCACGGCCCAUCCACGCCUCCCUCCCACGAAACCCUAGCGCUCACGCGCAUCCAACCCGGAGCGCCGCGGCUGUGGAAGGAGCGGCAGAGAGCAGCGCGGCGGUGGCCAGGAUGUCCGCGGCGGUGUGCGGGAAGAGGGCGUCCUCCUUCUUCGAGGACCAGCAGCUCCCCCAUGCGGGGUCCCCACCGCCCUCCAAGCGCACCCGCUUCCGCAGCGCCGGAGGCGGAAGCCCCUCGCCGCCCCGGCCGCGCGGCGCCGACCCAGGAUUCGUCGCCGCGAUCCGCGCCAGGUUCCCAGCAGUGAGCCUUGAGUUUAUUGAGAAGGCUCUGGAAGAGUGUGGAAAUGAUUUGGAUGCAGCAACAAAGUACUUGCUUAAUCUGCAUGUAGAAUCUGCCGAAUACAAUGUGGCUCACGUGUAUCAAUCUCCCAUCAGAAUGUCUACAGAGGAUCAAGUGCCCACCAAUGGUAUUUUGGAUGGCAAUGAAGUUGCUGCACCUGUAGAUAGUGUUCCUUGUGCAGAGAGUCUUCCGUCAAGCAGCACUCAAUGGGUUGAGAUUCUUGUGAAUGAGAUGGUGAGUGCCUCUGACACGGUUGAUGCAAAGGCUCGUGCCUCCAGAGUAUUGGAGGUUUUUGAGAGGUCUGUGAUCUCUCAUAUUGGUGCGGAAGCACUUCAAAAUUUCCAGAAGGAAAAUUCGGUUUAUAAGGAACAGUCUGAAGCUGUCAUUAGGGAAAACACUAUUCUGAAGAAAGCAGUUGCAAUACAGCAUGAGCGCCAAAAGGAGUGUGAUGAGAGAAACCAGGAGCUUCAGCAACUGAAGCAGUUGGUUGUUCAGUACCAGGAACAAGUUAGAAGCCUUGAGGUAAAUAACUAUGCGUUAUCCAUGCACCUCAGGCAAGCUCAGCAAGGAAACUCAAUGGCAGGGCACUUCCACCGGGACAUUUUCUGAAUAACUGGAAACCUAAAUCGGAGGUUUCCAAAGUAUCAGGAUAGCAUUCACCCUUUCGAUUAGGGGCAGAUGUUGCUGUUAGCUUUUAUUUAAUAUAUAUAGCCAAGUUAUAACAUAGCUUAAUUUAUGUUGUACACCAGUAUAAAUGUAUGCCCUUUGGUGGUGCGCUGCUGCCCUGCAAUUGGGAGAGCAAGCAGAGGCCAACUUCGGCGGCUUACUGUUGGCAAACAAUAGACAUCGUAUGAGUCAAUUUAGAAGAAAAAAAAAAGAGAAAAUGGCUUGAGUUGUACUCUGAUGAACGCAACAUUUUACUCGGAAAAUUUAGUUGGAGUGACCGGAAA